AUGUCCGAAUACUCCGAAUGGUUGGAGGCGGCUGUUGGCAUGGGGGCAUUGGACGAGGCAACGGAUCAGGACACUUUGCAGCAGGCCACAGUGUACCAGCAGAGGCGCGACGCCGUGCUUUGCCUUAUUGACUGCCAACUCAGCAUGUUUCAGGGGGGAAUUCGUUCCAGUGACCCCGGCGAAAUCAGCCGGAUAGGUGCCGACAACACUCCCGGGGAAGAUUCCACUCCCGCAAUGCUGAACUCGGUCGCCACCUCGGGUUGCUCCAAAGGGAGGAACACCACGAUGCGAAAACAGUCGACAGAUGUUUUUUUUUGGCCAGACGUGGGCGGCGAGGGCGCGGAGAGGAGAAUACCGGCGGGCAUGGCGACGGGAGAUGAAAAAGUCACGGACCCUGAAGUGACAGGAAACCGCAUCAAUAAUACCCCCUUCCGGGACGCUGUGCGCUGUGUUCUGAAACUGUGCCAGGACAAGGUUCUGAUGAGCGACAAGGACUUGGUGGCUCUGGCCCUUUACAACACGAAUAAGAGACAUAACAUCUAUGAAUUGCCCGGCCUUUAUAUUGUUCACCCCUUUUCUCUUCUCAGCGUUCAGUCUGUGCGGGAAUUGGAGGGACUAGCGGCCUCAGGAGAUGUAUCCUCGAUGAUGUAUGAGGAGUUCAAGAAAAAUAUUGGGCACGCACAGAGAAAUGAGGUCCAUUUGAGUGACGUGUUAUGGGCGGCUCAGCAUAUGUUUCUUAGUCUGCACUCCAAUCUGAUCAAGUACCGUCGGGUCUUUAUCUUCACCAACGAUGAUGAGCCACAUAAGGGUGAAACAUCAGAAAAAGAGCGAUGUUUGGCACGUGUGCGGGAAUUGUACGAGGCUGGCGUGACUAUUGAAGUAUUUGCCAUUGGUAAAAGCCCCAACACUGGUGCGGGGGAAAUGGGCAUGGGGAGAGGAGAGGCAAAUUUUGACGCCUUGAACAGAGCAACGCGUGUGGCUGACACACAGCUGCAGGGUGGUGUAAAGCAACGUGAAGAUACGGUGCGCUUCACGGACUGCGUGGACGCGGAGCGUCAUUUUAAGCACGAGGGGUUUUGGGACCAGCUAGACCGCGGGGAGCGUUUUGCACAGGGGAUGAUUGAGCACGAGCGUCUUGGCGCUGUGCAUGUGACCGGCGGCGUGGAAGUGUUCGAUCACUUACUUAACGCCGUGCGGCGUCGGACGCACCCGCAGCGACCGUUUCAAAAUUAUGCGCUCACUAUUGGCAUAAGUGUGGGCGGGUCACCGGUACCUACGAUGGCGGUGAGCGUGUAUCACCCGCUGCUGCCUGCAACCCUACCGCGUGCGGAAUGGCUGGACCACCGCACAAAUGCCAUUGUGCCGCGGCGAGCACAACUCGUCGUGAAGAGACCGCUUUCCUCGUUUGAUUCCCAUCGACUGAACGAGCAGGAAACGACGAAUGACGCGACGAAAGCAGAGGAUUCAAGGGUAAUUGGCACUCCGAGGCCAAAUAAGGAGGUGGAGGAAGAAACCUUGGAGACGGUUGUGAAUCCUGACCACCUGCUGUACUCUACCAUCGUGGGCGGGAGGCGCCUUUUCUUCAGUGCGCAAGAAAGACAACAUAUUUUCCUUACGGCGACGGCUGGUGCCCCUGUUGGAUUUUCCAUUCUGUGUUUUAAGCACAAGGAGGACAUUCUGCAGCACAAACAUGUCAUCUGCAAAUCGAGUUUUCUCCGUCCGAAUCCUUACGACGGUGGAGAGGCCUCUCUCCGUCUUUUUGUUCAACUGACUCGGACACUUGUGCGAGGAAAUAAAGUGGCGGUCGCGCAGUAUGUGGCCCGGCGCGGAGCAGCGCCUCGGCUCGUUGCGCUGGCACCAUCAUCUCCAGCCGUGCCCGUUCCAACAUGCAGUCUCCCUGCGAAGGGACUAGGCCUAUAUGUCGUGCCGUUACCGUACUCUGAGGACAUCCGUGAUGUGCCUUCGUUGCCAUGUUUUAACUCCGCAACGAUUCCAUCGCAGGAGGAUGUGGAUUUAGCGGCGGGCAUUGUCUCUUGCCUCUCCGUGUCGUACGACAUCAACGCGGUGCCAAACCCAUCGCUGCAGCUUCGGUACCAGGCCCUUAAGGAGAUGGCAUUGCGGCAAGCGACAGAAUCCGGGGUAAUGAUGCCGGAGAAGAGCGGGAAUAAACCGGGAACGAUGGCUGACAUGUCACUGCCCGACAGUGAGGGGAUGGCGCAAUACGCACCAAUUUUUCACGACUUUAACGCCAAGCUGCUUGGCCCAUCGUACGACGCGGCUCGACUUUGCCCACAACCCAAAAGAAGCGAAUUUGCUGGUGAAAAGUCACUCCGCACGGGAAGUGGAGGCCAUCGAGAGGGCGACGAUGUCGUUGACAACGCGGCUAUUCAUCUUGUGGAAACGGCAUUUGAGCAAAACGCCCUGCCAACACUCACAGUGAUGCAGUUGAAGGCAUAUUUAAGCGCACUGGGCGAAAGCACUGCCGGAGCGCGGCGAAAGGAUGAGGUGAUUGAAGUUGUCAAGCAUGUGUUGCUGAGGCAACGGGGAGAAAGAGCGUAG
Molecule: messenger RNA, 2559 nt
Organism: Trypanosoma cruzi
Lineage: Eukaryota; Euglenozoa; Kinetoplastea; Trypanosomatida; Trypanosomatidae
Product: KU70 protein, putative
Exons: 1
Coding region: 1-2559 (852 amino acids)
Biological process (GO): telomere maintenance; cellular response to X-ray; cellular response to gamma radiation
Cellular component (GO): Ku70:Ku80 complex
Molecular function (GO): double-stranded DNA binding; telomeric repeat DNA binding
Source: RefSeq, a predicted model, not a curated record